This is a messenger RNA of Labrus bergylta (ballan wrasse), 2934 nucleotides long. The record is from RefSeq and is a predicted model, not a curated record. NCBI's taxonomy places the organism in Eukaryota, Metazoa, Chordata, Actinopteri, Labriformes, Labridae.
AGUGCGAGGCGGAGCAACACCGAGAAAAGUGUUUCGGUGUCACACUCGAGGAAAUGAAAGUGACAGAACUUCACCGCUGAAGAAGAACAACGUCUGUUUGUGUCUGAAAAAAGAUCGUUUCAUCAACUCCUUUACCUGUCUGACGUCACGAAGUCGCAUCCGCACAGAAAUGUCUGCCGCCAGCUGCAUGCUAUCUGAAGAGCAGUUUCUGUGCUCCAUCUGUCUGGAUGUGUUCACUGAUCCAGUCUCCAUACCAUGUGGACACAACUUCUGCAAGAGCUGCAUCACUCAUCACUGGGAUGUUAAUGAUCAGUGUGAGUGUCCCAUGUGUAAAGAUGUGUUUGAAAAACGUCCUCAGCUUCGAGUCAACACGUUCAUAUCAGAGAUGGCUGCUCAGUUCAGACAGUCGACUGUAAAGAGAAGCAGCAGAAUGUCUCUGAAGGAAAACACCAACUCUGGAGAAGUUCUGUGUGACGUCUGCACUGAAACCAAAAUGAAGGCUCUCAAGUCCUGCCUGGUGUGUCUGACCUCCUACUGUGAGACUCACCUGGAGAUUCAUCAGAACAUGACAGGUCCGAUGAAACACGAGCUGGUCGAUCCUAUGGAGAACCUGCAGGACAGAAUGUGUGAAAGUCACGGCAGACCUCUGGAGAUGUUCUGCAAGACGGAUCAGAUGUGUGUGUGUCGAAGAUGCACUGAAUCAAAUCACAAGCUUCACUGUAUUGUUCCCUUGAUGGAGCAAUAUGAAAAGAAGAAGGCUGAGCUGAGUGAGACGGAGGCUGAAAUUCAGAAAAUGAUGGAGGAGAGGCAUCUGAAGAUUCAGGAGAUGAAGGAUUCAGUGGAGCUCAGCAGGGCAGAUACUGACCGGGAGAAAUCAGACAGCGUGCAGGUCUUCACAGCUCUGAUCCGGUCUGUCGAGGAAGGCCUGGCUCAACUUCUUGACUUACUUGAGGAGAAGCAGAAAACAACAGAGGAGAAGGCUGAAGGCUUCAUCAAAGAGCUGGAAGAUGAAAUCUCUGAGCUGAUGGAGAGAAACACUGAAGUGGAGCAGCUCUUAAGCACUGAAGACCACCUCCAGUUCCUCCAAAACCUCCCAUCCCUGAACCCUGAUCACCCACCCACUAAAGACUGGACGGAGGUCAGAGUUCACUCAUCGUAUGAGGGGAUGGUGAGGAGCACUGUGGCUCAGCUGGAGGAGAUACUCAGUGAAGAGGUAAAGAAGCAGCUUGAGUCUGAGCUGAUGAGGAUCCAGCAGUAUGCAGUGGACAUCACUCUGGAUCCUGAUACUGCACAUCCAUUUCUCAUUCUGUCUGAUGACGGGAAACAAGUAUAUUAUGGUAAAAGAAAGAAUCGCCCAGACAACCCAGAGAGGUUUUCUGAGACGGUUUGUGUUAUGGGUAAGGAGAAUAUUUCUGUAGGAAAGAUUUAUUUUGAGGUUGAGGUUAAAAAUAAAAAUAAAUGGGAAUUAGGAGUGGCCCGAGGGUCGAUUAACAGGAAGGAACCAAUCUCACCAAGACUAGAGACAGGCCCUUGGAUUCUGAGGUUGAUGAAUGGAGGCGAGUACAAAGCUGUCGGUGUUCUCCUCUCUCUGAAGUCGAAGCCUCAGAAGGUGGGCGUGUUUGUGGAUUACGAGGAGGGUGUGGUCUCUUUCUAUGAUGUAGAUGCAGCAGCUCUCAUCUACUCCUUCACCGGCUGUAACUUCACUGAGAAACUCUUCCCUAUCUUUGGUCCCUGUUUAGAUGACCGUGCCCCUCUGAUCAUCACUCCUGUGAGCCAAACACAGUAAAUAAAUCAUGAAAUGAUCUCAAUGUGAGAUAAGCUUUGUGUUGGUGGGGAGGCGGAGAGCACCAUUAACACACCUACCCAUAGAUUUUUCAUUGAUUUGAGAUCUCGGACAAACAUCCAUCUCUGUGCAGGGGAUCAACAAGUGGAGAGCUCAAACUGGAUCCAGACUGGAGCCAUUCUAAACUCAAACUGGAACAGUUCAUAAAGAGGACUCAGUCUUGUGGUCAUAUUUGAUCUUGCUCUUCCUGUUUUACUUUGUUUUAUUGUACUAUAGUUUGUUUCCUGUACUCUUCUGUCUAUUGUUGCUGUGCUUGUUUGGGUCUGUUCAUCUGUUGUUGACUUGGAUGUGUUUUACAGACCCAUCUAGGGACGGGCGAUGCAAAUUAGCUUCGGCUGUAAAAGCUGUGGUGUGUGGCAUCACUUUACUUGCUCCAUACUUGUCCUUAUACAAAUAGGUAGGCUGGGUGUUCUCCUCUAGAACAAACUGAGACACUGGACUGUUACGUGUAUUUGGGUUUCUCAGUUCAGUCACUGUAUGUUAACAAGUUUGAUAGCUCGGAGGAAGACGAUCUAGUGAAUCAUAUGAUGAAAAUGAUGAUGAAACGUUGUAACGAAGAGGUACUUCCUUCCUAGUCGUGCACCGGUUUAAAGGCCGUGGUGUGGGCACUUUAUGGAGUCACAUCAUCAAUUUGCACACUAAGGUAUCUUGGUUUUGUCUGAAGUUUUUAUUGAGUAUUUGGAUGUUUUGUUUGUAGUGUAUGUCCUCCAGGUUCUGCCUGCAGCUGCUACUCUGCAUUAGAUUGCACAACAGAGAGAUGUUAAACGCAGAAGAUGAUUUGAAUGCCGUUCCGUUAAGCAGUCGGGUGUUUUCUGUGCAGUAUGUGUUUUCUUUAAAGUGCAGUGUGCAAGCUGGAGUGUAAAUGUGCCUUCACAAAGUGACCACAGCUUUAAACCAGUGCACGACCAGUAACAAAAUAUGUACUUUAUGUAAUGUUCUGUUGGUGCUGUGUUUCCUUUAUUCUCAUCUUGAGCUCGUUUUAAUUUCAUGUAAAAUAUCCUAACGAUGCUCAAUCAAAUUAAAGAGGACAUAUUAUCCCUCUUCUCCAUCUUUUCAAACAGUCCCCCUGUGGUCUAAAUGAAACAUCUGUG